Molecule: messenger RNA, 791 nt
Organism: Emiliania huxleyi CCMP1516
Lineage: Eukaryota; Haptophyta; Isochrysidales; Noelaerhabdaceae
Exons: 2
Source: RefSeq, a predicted model, not a curated record
AUGACGGUGGAAGCGAGCUCGAGCGCCGCCUCUCCACACGCGACGCUGCAAACCGAGGCCACCUCCAUCGGCGAGCUGCUGCGCGAGCACGGUUCCCUCGCUCGCGGCCACCUCGUCUCCUUCUGCCUCGACGACCCGUGGAGCUCGCUGCCGGCCGCCUGGCGCGAGGCGCUGCUCGCGCUCACCGACGCAGAGCUCGCUCGGCUUCCCGUCGACCUGCCGGUCCGCGACGACUGGCCUGCAACGUUGCAACGAUUGGUCCGCAUCUCGCGGCGCAGCUGCGCGCUCUCGUCGCCGCUGCCGCGCGAGGCGGAGGCCGACCCGCCCAGCCGGUGGCUCUUUGCGCAGACGCCGCGGGUCCGCAACAUGAACCUGAAGAAGGCGCACGAAGUGGCUGCGCUCGCGCCGCUCGUGGCGCAGACGGCGCGGCGGUGCGGCGCCACCGCCGUCGUCGACCUCGGCUCCGGGCUCGGCUACCUCGGCGCGGUGCUCGCCUUCCACCACUCGCUGCACGUCGUCGGGCUCGAGAUGCUGCCGGCGAAUGUGGCCGCCGCGCGCCGCCGCGCGCUCGAGAUCCGCGCGCGGAUGAGGCAGGAGGAGGCCAAAGUGAGCGGCGGCGCGAGGGAGGGCGGCGGUGGCGGUGGCGGUGGCGGCGGCGGCGGCAAGGGUGGCGAUGGGAGCAGCGGCAAGGGCGGCGGCAGUGGAGGCAGCGGCGGCGGCGAGGGCGGCAGCGGAGGCGGCGGCAGCGGAGACGGCGGCGGCGGCAGCGGAGGCGGCGGCGGCGGCAGCGG